GGCCCUAACCGGACUUGGUGAAAUUGGCCCUAACCGGACUUGGUGAAAUUGGCCCUUGGUGAAAUUGGCCCUAACCGAACUUGGUGAAAUUGGCCCUAUGUCGAUGAUCUAACCGGAUUUGGUGAAAUUGGCCUUAAAAGUAAGCCGAAAUAAGAAAAAAGAAGAAGAAAAUAUAUCAAGAUGUUGUCGACAUCAAAAGAUUCAGAAAUUAAAGACGGAGAAAAUAGGACUCUAAUUAAGAUCGUAGAACGGCCAACAUUUAUACUGAAAACUCGAGAAGGAGAAAGUAGAGCUGUUUCUCCAAGUCAACGCAAUGGGCACAAAAAGGAUACUGAUAUAUCUUCAGGAGCACCAAUGAAAAUACCAGAUUCAAUUCGCAUAUUUUCAAUAUGUCCUGAAAUGAGUACUUGUAUCAAAUUUAUGGACGAAAAUAUGCAACUAUGUGAAAAUCCAAUAGAUUAUCUAUGCGACCAACAAGACUUUCUAGUUGUUGGGUGUCUAGGUGCACAAGGUGUUGGCAAAUCAACAAUUAUGUCGCUAUUAACAUCACAUUACUCAUCCAACAUCUUUCAAGUCCAGGAUUUAUCGCAUUACGAAAAUGAUGCAACAAAUUGUACUACUGGAAUAGAUUUUUUUAUAAGUAAAAAUAGGGUAAUAUAUCUGGAUACGCAACCAAUUCUUUCUGGACUUGUAACUGACUAUUCUGUAUGCUUUGAUCAAAAAAAAACCACAACUGAUUUUGUGAAUACUGAUUCUAAUUUGGAGCUACAAUCUCUACAAUUUGCAGCAUUCUUAUUUUCAGUAUGCCAUGUUAUUAUAUUUGUGCAAGAUUGGUUUAUUGAUCCAAAUUUGGUGAGAUUUUUGCAAACUGCAGAAAUGUUAAAACCAUCCUCAACAACUAUUAUGGAUCAAGAUUAUGUGGAAUAUUAUCCACAUGUUGUAUUUUUGCAUAACAAAGUAGGAUUACAAGAUUUUAUGCCAAAUAUUAUUGACCAAAUGAAGGAAUUUUAUAAUAAAGUAUUUUCAAGUUCUCGACUACAAACUCAUAGCGGUAUAGAUAUGAGCCAUUGUUCAACAGAAAAUGUUUUAAACUUAUUUUUGAUACCUUCAAAGAAAGAAGAAGAUAUGAUAUUUUGUGAAAAUGGAAAAUCUCUCAUAGACAAACUGCGAACGAAAAUACAUGGAGUUACUAGGAACCCAAUGACGCCGUCUGUAUUAACAGAAAAAAACUGGUACCAUUAUGUUUCAAAAGUCAUGGAGGCAAUAAAGAAAAGCCAUCUAUCUUCUGAAUAUGGAAGACUAAUGCCUUGAACUUAAAAAAGCUGUUUACAUAAAAGAAAUAAAGAUUUCAUUCGCCUCGGAAGACAAUAAAUGAAUGAAUUCUGUACAACAGUUCAGGAUGAGCUCCCUUGAUUCAUUUGCAACUCGCACAUGGGGUAAGAUUUCCUUGAUUAUUUUGUUAAUUGAUGCACGAGGAAGAGUGAGCUCGUCAUCAUCAGUUGGCGACAUCGUAGCCGAGGCCAUUUGGUUCCUGGAAAAUAUAAAUAUAAGACAUUUUUUAAAGUUUUCGGAAGAAUCUAUAUCAAAUUAUUUUACGAGAAUGUAGGAUAUAUAAAAUUUAGUUGUAUUAUAUAUAUAUAUAAAAUGUAUGUAUGUGUGUAUGAAUGUAUGUGUACAUAUAUAUACGUAUAUGUAUUAAUUUUUUUAUUAUUAAUGCGAAUAAAUCUGAUACUUUCGUUA
Messenger RNA from Formica exsecta, 1740 nucleotides. Its product is annotated as protein SMG9. Bases 181 to 1311 code for a protein of 376 amino acids. The transcript is spliced from 9 exons. Gene Ontology annotation, biological process: nuclear-transcribed mRNA catabolic process, nonsense-mediated decay. The record is from RefSeq and is a predicted model, not a curated record. NCBI's taxonomy places the organism in Eukaryota, Metazoa, Arthropoda, Insecta, Hymenoptera, Formicidae.